Molecule: messenger RNA, 1140 nt
Organism: Pteronotus mesoamericanus
Lineage: Eukaryota; Metazoa; Chordata; Mammalia; Chiroptera; Mormoopidae
Gene: BDKRB2
Product: bradykinin receptor B2
Exons: 2
Coding region: 16-1140 (374 amino acids)
Biological process (GO): vasoconstriction; calcium-mediated signaling; cell chemotaxis
Cellular component (GO): external side of plasma membrane; membrane
Molecular function (GO): bradykinin receptor activity; C-C chemokine receptor activity; C-C chemokine binding
Source: RefSeq, a predicted model, not a curated record
GAACUGGUACCCACCAUGGCCUCUUCCAGCGCUGAGAUGCUCAACGUCACCUCGGAAGUCCUUCAGCCUGCUCUCAACGGGACCCCCGCCCAGAGCAGCAGCUGCUUCCAGUCCGAGCUGUGGGGCUGGCUCAACGCCAUCCAGGCCCCCUUCCUCUGGGUCCUGUUCGCGCUGGCGGUGCUAGAGAACAUCUUCGUCCUCAGCAUCUUCUGCCUGCACAAGAGCAGGUGCACGGUGGCAGAGAUCUACCUGGGCAGCCUGGCCUUGGCCGACCUCAUCCUGGCCUGCGGGCUGCCCUUCUGGGCCAUCACCAUCGCCAACAAUUUCGACUGGCUCUUCGGGGAGGUCCUCUGCCGUGUGGUGAACACCAUGGUCUACAUGAACCUGUACAGCAGCAUCUGCUUCCUGAUGCUGGUGAGCAUUGACCGAUACCUGGCCCUGGUGAAAACCAUGUCCAUGGGCCGGAUGCGUGGCGUGCGCUGGGCCAAACUCUACAGCCUGGUGAUCUGGGUGUGCGCGCUGCUCCUGAGCUCGCCCAUGCUGGCCUUCCGGACCAUGAAGGACUACAGAGCCGAGGGCCACAACGUCACGGCCUGCAUCAUCAUCUACCCGUCCCGCACCUGGGAGGUGUUCACCAACAUGCUGCUGAACAUCGUGGGCUUCCUCCUGCCCCUGAGCGUCAUCAGCUUCUGCACGGUGCAGAUCCUGCAGGUGCUCCGCAACAACGAGAUGCAGAAGUUCAAGGAGAUCCAGACGGAGAGGAAGGCCACGGUGCUGGUCCUGGCCGUGCUGCUGCUCUUCGUGCUCUGCUGGCUGCCCUUCCAGAUCAGCACCUUCCUGGACACGCUCCUGCGCCUGGGCGUGCUGUCCAGUUGCUGGGACGAGUACAUAGUCGACAUCUUCACGCAGAUCUCCUCCUACGUGGCCUACAGCAACAGCUGCCUCAACCCGCUGGUGUACGCCAUCGUGGGCAAGCGCUUCCGCAAGAAAUCCCGGGAGGUAUACCAGCAGCUCUGCCGGAAAGGGGGCUGCAUGGCGCAGCCCAACCUGGCCGAGAGCUCCAUGGGCACGCUGGGGACCUCCAUCUCGGUGGAUCGGCAGCUCCACAAACUGCCUGCGUGGGCGGGGAGCAGCCAGUGA